AUGGCCGACGAAGUUUACGAAGGUGCCAUCGGCAUUGAUCUUGGAACCACCUACUCCUGUGUGGCCAACUAUGAGGGUACCAAUGUUGAGAUCAUUGCCAACGAGCAGGGUAGCUACACUACCCCAUCCUUCGUUUCUUUCACCGACAAGGAACGCUUGAUCGGUGAGGCCGCGAAGAACCAGGCCGCUAUGAACCCUAAGAACACCAUCUUUGACAUCAAGCGUCUUAUCGGUCGGCGGUUCGAAGAUCCCAUCGUUAAGAAGGAUGUUGAGUCAUGGCCCUUCAAGGUUGUUGAUCAGGGUGGAAACCCUGUGGUUGAGGUCGAGUACCUUGGCGAAACCAAGACUUUCAGUCCUCAAGAAAUCUCUUCUAUGGUUCUCAUGAAGAUGAAAGAGGUCGCGGAAACCAAACUCGGAAAGAAGGUCGAGAAGGCAGUCAUCACCGUGCCCGCUUAUUUCAACGACAACCAGCGCCAGGCUACUAAGGAUGCUGGUGCCAUUGCUGGUCUCAACGUGCUCCGUAUCAUCAACGAGCCCACUGCAGCAGCAAUUGCUUAUGGCCUUGGCUCCGGCAAGUCUGAUAAGGAGCGUAACGUUCUUAUCUACGAUCUUGGUGGUGGUACUUUCGAUGUGUCUCUCCUUAACAUCCAAGGUGGUGUCUUCACUGUUAAGGCUACUGCCGGAGAUACCCACCUUGGUGGACAAGACUUUGAUACCAACCUCCUGGACCACUUCAAGAAGGAGUUCCAGCGCAAGACUGGCAAGGACCUCUCUGGAGACGCGAGAGCCCUCCGUCGCCUCAGAACCGCUUGCGAGCGUGCUAAGCGUACUUUGUCCAACGCUACCCAGACUACUGUGGAAAUCGACUCUUUGUUCGAUGGCGAGGACUUCAAUUCCUCCAUCACCCGUGCUCGCUUUGAAGAUCUGAAUGCCAAGUCUUUCUCCGGUACUCUCGAGCCAGUGCAGCAGGUUCUCAAGGAUUCUGGCCUUGAGAAGAGCCAGGUCGAUGAGAUCGUGCUCGUUGGUGGUUCCACCCGUAUCCCUCGUAUCCAGAAGCUGCUCAGCGAUUUCUUCGAUGGCAAGAAGCUUGAAAAGAGCAUCAACCCCGAUGAAGCCGUUGCCUAUGGUGCCGCCGUUCAGGCUGGUAUCUUGUCUGGAAAGGCUUCUUCGGCUGAAACCCAGGAUCUUCUUCUGCUUGAUGUCGUUCCCCUGUCUCUCGGUGUUGCUAUGGAGGGUAACAUCUUCGCUCCUGUUGUGGCCCGUGGUCAGACUGUGCCUACGAUCAAGAAGCGCACUUUCACCACCGUCGUCGAUAACCAGACCACGGUGCAGUUCCCCGUCUACCAGGGUGAGCGUACCAACUGUGCUGAUAACACCUCUCUGGGCGAGUUCACCCUCGCUCCCAUCCCCCCUAUGAGGGCUGGAGAGGCCGCACUUGAGGUCGUUUUCGAAGUUGAUGUCAACGGUAUCCUCAAGGUUACUGCUACCGAGAAGUCUUCUGGACGCAGUGCCAACAUCACCAUCUCCAAUGCCGUCGGCAAGCUUUCCACCACUGAGAUUGAGCAGAUGAUCGAUGACGCUGCGAAGUUCAAGUCCAGCGAUGAGGCUUUCACCAAGAAGUUCGAGUCUCGCCAACAGCUCGAGUCCUACAUCUCGCGUGUUGAGGAAAUCGUCUCCGACCCUACCAUGUCGCUGAAGCUGAAGCGUGGCAACAAGGAGAAGAUCGAAUCGGCACUCAGCGAUGCUAUGGCCCAGCUUGAGAUUGAAGAUUCGACUCCCGAAGAUCUUAAGAAGAAGGAGCUUGCUCUUAAGAGACUCAUUACUAAGGCCAUGGCCACUCGGUAA
This is a messenger RNA of Aspergillus niger, 1845 nucleotides long. RefSeq lists its product as uncharacterized. The record is from RefSeq and is a predicted model, not a curated record. Gene Ontology annotation, cellular component: cytoplasm; cytosol; plasma membrane. The coding region runs from base 1 to 1845 and encodes 614 amino acids. Gene Ontology annotation, molecular function: ATP-dependent protein folding chaperone; misfolded protein binding; ATP binding. The transcript is spliced from 7 exons. Gene Ontology annotation, biological process: vesicle-mediated transport; protein refolding; cellular response to unfolded protein. NCBI's taxonomy places the organism in Eukaryota, Fungi, Ascomycota, Eurotiomycetes, Eurotiales, Aspergillaceae.